This is a messenger RNA of Spinacia oleracea (spinach), 1028 nucleotides long. Its product is annotated as probable histone H2A variant 3. The coding region runs from base 236 to 640 and encodes 134 amino acids. NCBI's taxonomy places the organism in Eukaryota, Viridiplantae, Streptophyta, Magnoliopsida, Caryophyllales, Amaranthaceae. The transcript has 2 exons. The record is from RefSeq and is a predicted model, not a curated record. Gene Ontology annotation, molecular function: structural constituent of chromatin; DNA binding; protein heterodimerization activity. Gene Ontology annotation, cellular component: nucleosome.
AAGACCCUUGAACAUCUUCUGAAGUAAGUAAAUCCACCCUCUUCAUUUUCUCUCUCCUCCUCCUCUCAGUUUUUUCACACUCAACUCUUUCGUGCGACUCUUUCACUUCCAAACCCAAAACAACACAAAUCUUCCCUAUAAAUUCCUGUUUCAGGAAAAUUAAACCAUAAUCAAACCCAUCACUUCACAAAUUCUUUCAAAAAUUAAACAAAAGAAAAUUUUGUGAAAAUCAAAGAUGUCGGGCAAAGGAGCAAAGGGUUUGAUAACUGGUAAAUCGUCUGGAUUGAACAAGGAUAAAGACAAGAAAGCCCCCAUUUCUCGCUCUUCUCGUGCUGGUCUUCAGUUUCCCGUGGGCCGUGUUCACCGUCUGCUGAAGACGAGGGUUAGUGCAAAUGGAAGAGUCGGUGCAACAGCAGCUGUUUACACAGCAGCAAUACUCGAGUACCUUACUGCAGAAGUACUGGAACUUGCAGGAAACGCGAGUAAGGAUCUGAAGGUGAAGCGUAUAACACCUAGGCAUUUGCAGCUUGCUAUUCGUGGAGAUGAAGAACUUGAUACACUGAUCAAAGGAACCAUUGCUGGUGGUGGAGUUAUUCCUCAUAUCCACAAAUCUCUGAUUAACAAAUCAUCCAAGGAUUAGACCGACCAACCGACCGAGCUUUCAUGGUUCAGAUUGAUAUGAAGAUUUGUGUGUUUUGGGGAAGAAGAGGGAUUCUGAUUUAGAUAAGUUUUAGUUAAUGUUUUUCUCUAUUAAAAGUAGCCACAGCCACAGCCACAGCCACAGGAUUGAUGCCUAUUAUUGCUAAGGUGUUUUUUUAGGUGAUACUUUCAGCAAAUUUAUUUUGCAUCAUCUUCUUCAUCUGUUUAGUUUGAGUUCUCAAUGUUCAUAUAUGGUUGUUGAAAGUUGAAUGAUGCAUUAACUUCUCGUGCUGUUAGUUUUGCAAGCUCUAUUAGCAAUCUUCAUCUAUGACAUUAAAGAACCUUUGUGCUCUUUAUUUCUUUAAGCGUUAAUUAGUGCUUUGCUUUAA